Eufriesea mexicana is the source of this 684-nucleotide messenger RNA. Its product is annotated as N66 matrix protein-like. The transcript has 3 exons. Bases 1 to 684 code for a protein of 227 amino acids. NCBI's taxonomy places the organism in Eukaryota, Metazoa, Arthropoda, Insecta, Hymenoptera, Apidae. The record is from RefSeq and is a predicted model, not a curated record.
AUGGCGACCACGCCACUAGGCGGUCGCCUCCCUAACGUAAACCGCAAAGGACCAUCUCCGUUUAUCGGUGGUGGUGGUGGCAAUAGCGUAAAUUACGGCAUCGGUAACGGCAACAAUAACAACAACAACAACAGCGGUGGCAACGGUAACAACAACGGAGGCAGGAACAACGCUAUCAAGAACAGUCACCACGGAAACAGCGGCGGCGGUUGCAACAAUAACAACAACAACACCAGCAACCACAACAACAACAACAACAAUCACCACACGAAUAAGAACAAUAAUCACCUUGGUCAUCGUAGCGGUAACUACGAUAGCAGCGGCGGUAUCAACGGUGGUAACUACGUGGAUAGCAACGGAAAAACCGGUUGUACGAUCGACAGCAGCAGCAACAACGGCGGCAUCAGUUUCGUUGGUGGUAACGUCGGGAACAAUCACGGACAUCGCAACGGUAGCAACGGCGCUAGCGGCAUCGGCGGCGGUAAACACAACGGCGGACGUAUCGUUGGCUGUAACGUCGGAGGAGGCGGAGGAGGCGGAGGAGGAGGAGGAGGAGGAGGAGGCGGAAACAACUACAACAACAACAACAACAACAACAACAACAGGGGUAGCAGUAGCAGCAACAGCGGCAACAUCUUCGGCGACAACAACGACAGCAGUUUCGUCGUCGUCGUUGAGAUUUGA